AUGGCUGUCACUUACAAUGCGAGCGCGCACGUUGCCAUUAUCGGAUGUGGCACUAUCGGCCGCCAGGUUGCUCUUCUCUAUGUUCAACAUGAUCGCGACGUGAUUUUAUAUGAUACGACAGAGAGCGUCGCGAACGAGGCCCUUCGUUGGGUCAAAUCACAACUAAACCAGACACCUGAACAACUCGAAAGAUUGAAGGUCGCUUUUGAGUUGAAAGAAGCAGUCGAGGAUGCUUGGAUGGUUAUCGAAUGUACUCCCGAGAACAUUGAUGCAAAAUCUCGACUGAUGAAGACAUUGGACGGGCUUUGUGGAUCGAAGACUAUCAUCACGACAAACUCUUCCACGAUCCGGAGUAGCAUCUUGGUCAAAGGCAUUGCUACCGAGGGUCAACGCCGUAUCCUCAAUACUCAUUAUUUUCCCCCCGCCCAUUCACCCCUGGUCGAACUCAUGUCAUGCGGGAAUACAAGUCCCGAUACCAUCGAGUUCCUGCUGCAGGAUCUCCGCAAACUUGGACGCCAUCCAUUUCUGUGCAGAGCCGACUCAACGGGCUUUGUUGCAAACCGCAUUUGGGCCGCUAUCAAGCGCGAAGUCAUGAUGGUGCUCGCAGAUGGCGUUGCAAGCCCGACGGAAAUUGAUGGAAUAUUCAAAUCUUGUCUGCACGUGCAGAGGGGGCCCUGCGAGCUCAUGGAGGAGGUUGGGCUUGAAACUGUGUGCGAAAUUGAGGAAAUCUACUUGGAAGGAAGAAAAUGGCUCCCGAGAUAUCCGCUGGACUUCUUCCGGCAAAAUUAUGUUGAAGCAGCCUAUACAAACCUUAGAUCUUAG
Molecule: messenger RNA, 822 nt
Organism: Aspergillus homomorphus CBS 101889
Lineage: Eukaryota; Fungi; Ascomycota; Eurotiomycetes; Eurotiales; Aspergillaceae
Product: 3-hydroxyacyl-CoA dehydrogenase family protein
Exons: 1
Coding region: 1-822 (273 amino acids)
Biological process (GO): fatty acid metabolic process
Molecular function (GO): NAD+ binding; oxidoreductase activity, acting on the CH-OH group of donors, NAD or NADP as acceptor
Source: RefSeq, a predicted model, not a curated record